UGGCCGAUGUUUUUCGUGUGUUGAUCGUCGUUGUUCGUUUGGUUCAUUGUUUCGCAGCUAAACAUUUUCUUUCUGUCAAACGUAUUAACUAGCCGUGUUUGCCGCAUCUUUUCUCGUGAGAACUUCCGACUCGAGUUUUGUUAGGAAAAAACGCAUAAUAAUGAAACUAAACUUAAUAAUCCUGUUGCUGGUACUGCCAGCACUGAUUUGCACUUUCAAUGCGCAACACAAAUUCGCUGCAUAUGCUGAUGGUUCAGCAGAGGACGACCUCGUAGAUGUGGAGGGCGAAGAUGGUGCCGUUACCGGCGAAGACGCCGAAACUGAAGAAGACUCUGAUUCUACAACGACCACUUCCCCUUACGCUGACACCUAUUUGCUUUUUACAAAACCUUUGUAUACAGCUGGACAACAAUUGGAUUUACCUGGUGGCAAACCCGUUGAAUUCUUAAUUGGUUUCACAAACAAAGGCAAAACUGAUUUUGUCAUUGAAACUGUCGAGGCUUCUUUCCGUUAUCCCAUGGAUUUCAACUACCACAUACAGAACUUCUCAGCUGUUGCAUACAAUCGUGAAGUGCAACCUGGUUUAGAAGCCACAGUUUCGUAUUCGUUCAUGCCAUCAGACACAUUCGCUGGUCGACCAUUCGGUUUGAAUAUUGCCUUGAAUUAUCGUGAUGCCGCAGGUGCCCAAUUCAGUGAAGCCGUUUUCAAUGAAACCGUCAUGAUUUCCGAAAUAGAUGAAGGCUUGGAUGGUGAAACAUUCUUCUUGUAUGUACUGCUGGCUGGUAUUGUUGUACUGUUGCUGGUUAUCGGCCAACAAUACCUCUUAGGCUCAUCUGGUAAGAGGAAGCGUGCUGCUGCUAAAAAGACAAUCGAAACUGGCACCUCCAAUAACAGCAACAUCGAAUAUGAAUGGCUGCCACAAGAAACAUUGCGAGUGCUGCAACAAUCACCGCCAAAAUCAAAAACCUCAAAGACCUCUCCAAAGCCAGGUAAACAGAGCAGCCCAAAACAAGGCCAAAGCCCAAAGCAGCGAAAGGUGAAACGUACCGCUGGUGACGAUUAGACUAAGACUGUGAGCCGAACACAGUAACAACAGCAAAACAAUCACCUCAAAUGAACACGCAUAAUCGCCUUACAAUCAUUUUGUAAUCAUUAUAUUUUAUUUUUAAUAUUGUUUUGCCCUUUCAUGUGCGUUAAUUGAGAAUUAUUAGUUUUCGAUAAAUACAAGUUAUUUUUAAGUCUGAA
This is a messenger RNA of Anastrepha ludens (Mexican fruit fly), 1245 nucleotides long. Its product is annotated as translocon-associated protein subunit alpha. The transcript has 3 exons. Gene Ontology annotation, cellular component: endoplasmic reticulum membrane; endoplasmic reticulum. The coding region runs from base 161 to 1063 and encodes 300 amino acids. The record is from RefSeq and is a predicted model, not a curated record. Lineage: Eukaryota; Metazoa; Arthropoda; Insecta; Diptera; Tephritidae.